Molecule: messenger RNA, 1551 nt
Organism: Sugiyamaella lignohabitans
Lineage: Eukaryota; Fungi; Ascomycota; Dipodascomycetes; Dipodascales; Trichomonascaceae
Gene: PDI1
Product: protein disulfide isomerase PDI1
Exons: 1
Coding region: 1-1551 (516 amino acids)
Biological process (GO): protein folding; response to endoplasmic reticulum stress
Cellular component (GO): endoplasmic reticulum
Molecular function (GO): protein disulfide isomerase activity
Source: RefSeq, a predicted model, not a curated record
AUGAAGUUAUCAUCUUCUUUACUGACAUUUAUGGCAGUUCUUGCUUCAGUCAGUGCAUCUGAUGUUGUUCAGUUGACUGGUGAGGCCUUUGACAAGUUUGUUAAGGACAAUGCUGUUGUCAUGGCCGAGUUCUAUGCUCCUUGGUGUGGUCACUGUCAAGCAUUAGCUCCUGAAUAUGAGGAGGCAGCUACUGAGCUCAAGAAAAAUGGUAUUCCUAUUGCCAAGGUCGACUGUACAGUUGAAGAGGCUCUUUGUGCCGACCAAAAGAUCCAGGGAUUCCCUACCAUCAAGGUAUUCCAUGGUGAUGUUGACAAGGUGUCGACAUACCCAGGAGCUAGAAAGGCUGAUGCCAUUGUUUCUUAUAUGAACAGACAAGCCUUGCCAGCUGUUUCUACAGUUGAUGCCAAGUCUAUUGAAAAGUUUACCAGCUCGGAUCCUGUUGUGGUUGUUGGAUUCUUCUCUGAGAAGACCCACAACCAGACAUUCACUGGUCUUGCUGAGUCUCUUCGUGACAAGUAUAUCUUCGGUGCUUCGAGCGAUUCUAAGUUGGCUGCCAAGUAUGGUGUCAAGGAUUCUGGAGUAGUUGUUUUCAAGAACUUUGAAGAUGCAGCUGCCCAAGACGAGCCAUAUGCCACAUUCUUGCCCAGCGAAGACAUCAAGUUCGACGAGGACUCGAUCAAGAAGUUCAUCACCGUCGAGUCGUUCCCUACAUUCGGAGAAGUGGGCCCUGCCACCUUUACUGACUACGCUACCAGCGACAUUCCUCUUUUCUAUGUUUUCGCUGACAACGACCAAGACCGUGAAGACAUCAAGGGCUACUUGAAGCCUCUGUUGAGCAAGCUCAAGGGCAAGGUCAACAUUGGAUUCAUUGACGCCAACCAGUACGGUGGUCAUGCUGGCAACGUCAACCUGGUCGAGUCAUGGCCAGCUGUUGCUAUUCAAGACUUCAAGAAUAACCACAAAUACGUGCACUCUCAAGACGACGAGAUUACCAAGAAGUCUCUUCAAAAAUACGUCGAUGCAUACUUGGCCGGUGACUUGGAGCCUUCUAUCAAGUCUGAGGACGUUCCUGAGACCCAGCCUGAAGGUGUAACCAAGGUUGUUGGCAAGUCGUAUAACGACAUUGUUUUGGACGAUGAGAAGGACGUUCUGAUCGAGUUCUACGCUCCCUGGUGUGGACACUGUAAGAACCUUGCUCCCACUUACGAGGAGCUCGGCAGUCUUAUCAAGGGCGACUCGAACCUGAGCAGCCAAGUGGUUGUGGCCAAGCUCGACCACACCGUCAACGAGGUCCCCGACGAGAUCCGUGGCUACCCCACCAUCAAGCUGUACCCUGCCGGCAAGAAGUCGGAGCCCAUCGACUACUCGGGUCCCCGUACCUUCGAGGGUCUGGCCAAGUUCAUCCAGGAAAAGGGCACUCACCAAGUGGACAUCCUGGCUGUCAAGGCCGCCGCCGCUGCUGGAUCAGCUGACAAGGAUGCUGCUGCCUCUGACAAGUCCACCGAAAAGGCUGACAAGGCCGCCGACAAGAUCGACCACGACGAUUUGUAG